CCUCGGCGCUGAACAGACUGCAUAACCUAUUACAGAUUCAUCGAUCCUUCUACCCAUGCUUUAUUUUCACCAUGGAGAAACCUGUGGGUUCUUUACAAGAGCAAGCUUUGAAAAGGAAAGAAAGAUUAAAAGCUCUGCGAGACCGCCAACUUCAAGGACAUGCACCUGAGGAUGGAGAGCCUGAGAGAAAAAGACCUCUGGAGGAUUCUGAGACAGAGGACAGACACCGAGAGCUGAAGCUGAGGAAUUACACGCCGGAGGACAAGGAGCUGAAGGAGAGACAGGUGCCCAAAGCAAAACCUGCAUCAGUGGAGGACAAGGUCAAGGACCAGCUGCAAGCUGCAGACCCAGAGCCUGUGAUUGAGGAAGUGGAUCUGGCAAAUCUUGCCCCCAGAAAACCAGACUGGGAUCUAAAGAGGGACGUUGCCAAGAAGCUUGAGAAAUUAGAGAGGCGAACACAGAAAGCUAUUGCUGAACUUAUACGUGACCGGCUCAAGGGAAGUGAGGAAGAGCUGGCUGGAGCGGUUGGAGCAGCUGGCGUGGAAGAGGGAGACUCGGACUGAAUCUGUGUUGAGAAUGAGUCUCGCACAACAGACUUUCUAUAAGUUUCCAGCCCAUUUCCCAUUGCAUAGCAGUGUGUGUUUAAAACGGAUUUCUUAUGCUGAGCUCUGCAUGAGUGAGUGUUUGUGUGAGAGAGAAAGAGAUGCGCAAAGAUUGAGUACACAAAGAAAACUUUCUCUUUUUUUAUUAUAAUUAUUUUGUUUAUAAGUAAACAGUUCUUUCUUUUCUAAA
Messenger RNA from Carassius auratus (goldfish), 792 nucleotides. Its product is annotated as coiled-coil domain-containing protein 12-like. The record is from RefSeq and is a predicted model, not a curated record. NCBI's taxonomy places the organism in Eukaryota, Metazoa, Chordata, Actinopteri, Cypriniformes, Cyprinidae. The transcript is spliced from 7 exons. Gene Ontology annotation, cellular component: post-mRNA release spliceosomal complex; U2-type spliceosomal complex. The coding region runs from base 72 to 563 and encodes 163 amino acids.